Molecule: messenger RNA, 813 nt
Organism: Emys orbicularis (European pond turtle)
Lineage: Eukaryota; Metazoa; Chordata; Testudines; Emydidae
Gene: CALB2
Product: calbindin 2
Exons: 11
Coding region: 1-813 (270 amino acids)
Biological process (GO): regulation of presynaptic cytosolic calcium ion concentration; regulation of long-term synaptic potentiation
Cellular component (GO): terminal bouton; synapse; nucleus
Molecular function (GO): calcium ion binding
Source: RefSeq, a predicted model, not a curated record
AUGGCGGUGAAGCAGCAAACCCCUUACCUGCACUUGGCUGAGCUCACAGCAUCCCAGUUCCUGGACAUCUGGAAACAUUACGAUUCUGAUGGAAAUGGCUACAUUGAAGGCAAGGAACUGGAAAACUUCUUCCAGGAGCUAGAAAGUGCUAGAAAGGGCGCUGGAGUGGACUCUAAGAACGGCAACUUUGCAGAGAAGAUGAAGGAGUUCAUGCAGAAGUAUGACAAGAAUGCAGAUGGCAGAAUUGAAAUGGCAGAGCUGGCUCAGAUCCUGCCCACAGAGGAGAACUUCCUGUUGUGUUUCAGACAGCAUGUUGGAUCCAGCUCUGAAUUCAUGGAGGCCUGGCGGAAAUAUGACACAGACCGCAGUGGGUAUAUAGAAGCCAAUGAACUCAAGGGGUUCCUGUCAGACCUGUUAAAGAAAGCGAACAAGCCCUACGAUGAGCCAAAGCUGCAAGAAUAUACACAGACCAUACUGCGCAUGUUCGAUAUGAAUGGGGACGGGAAGCUGGGCCUGUCGGAGAUGUCCCGACUCUUACCUGUGCAGGAGAACUUCCUACUUAAAUUUCAGGGAAUGAAACUAGCCACCGAGGAAUUCAAUGCUAUCUUUGCAUUUUAUGACAAGGAUGGGAGCGGCUUCAUUGAUGAGAAUGAGCUGGAUGCCCUUUUGAAAGACCUCUAUGAGAAGAACAAGAAGGAAAUGAACAUCCAGCAGCUCACCAACUACAGAAAGAGCAUCAUGAACCUCUCCGAUGGGGGGAAGCUAUACCGCAAGGAACUGGAAAUUGUACUCUGCAAUGAGCCGCCCCUGUAA